Messenger RNA from Purpureocillium lilacinum, 285 nucleotides. The record is from RefSeq and is a predicted model, not a curated record. Lineage: Eukaryota; Fungi; Ascomycota; Sordariomycetes; Hypocreales; Ophiocordycipitaceae.
AUGAAGCAGCUCGACUCUCGCUUGGGUAUCGUGUCGUGGCAAGCAAUUGAACACAGCAAAUACUUUGUACAAAGCCCUCUCAGUUCAACAAGAUCAGGUGCUUUUGGCUUGGCAGAGACGACAGACGACGCAAGACUUGGGAGGAAUGCGGAAUGCAGAGAGGCGGCGCGGCCUGCCGCAGCGGCGCUGAUAUACUGGUUGCCCCGCCACCGACUUUACGGCCGCAGAAAAAAGGCCCUGGGCGGCGGGAAGCGGGAGUCAAUAAAAAUGGCAAGGCUGGGCUGA